GGACAUCAGAGGGAGGCUUGUCUUCCAGGGCGGGGGUGUUCUCUGGCCUCCGGCUCGGAGCUGCCGUCCCACCCCAGGAAGUGGGCGGCCCCCGCGGCCCCCUCCGGAGACCGGAUUCUGAUGAGGAGCGAGGACCACCCCGACAGGGGCAUCCGGACGGGUCUGGCCGCGCUUCCUGGCCCCGCCCCCGCCAGCCUGCCUCCGUGCCACUUCCCUCACGCCUCCCUACUGCCGCGCCGGGCUACACCCCAGCCGCGGCCAGAGCGGAGUGCGGUCCGCGAGGUCGCGGGGCCCGGGCAGCAGAGCCCACACGGCCGCAGAGGCCCGCGGACGCGCGCUCCAGAGCCCGCGCUAGGGGCGCCGCAGCUGCGGCCGCCUGUGGGGGCGGGGCUCGCGGGGAGGGGCUGCCGGCGGCGGGGGCACGCCCCGCGCGCUCCGGUCCUCUGCGCAGGCGCCCCCCGCAAGGUCUGGGCGCGCUUCCGGGUGAGGCCGCGCCGGCGCCAGCCCGUCCCGCGGAGCCGCUGAUGCCUGUGCGCCGCGGAGCCCAGUCUUUCUGCAGAAUGGGGCUGAAAAAGCAGCGAUUCUUGGAAGCAGAGCAGCCUCAGAAUCUGCAGGAUGGAGCCCAGAUACCUGCCCCUAAGGAGCCCUGCUUGAGGCUACCUGAGACCUCAGGCCUCCAGCGCAGCAUUUACUUCUCAAGCCCAAAGGACCCCCCUCAUCGACUGGGAAAUGAGUUUUUUGACCAGCCUGCAGUGUCCCUGGCCCGUGCACUUCUGGGAAAGGUCUUAGUCCGGCGACUCAAUGAUGGCACUGAACUCCGUGGCCGCAUUGUGGAGACGGAGGCAUAUUUGGGGCCAGAGGAUGAAGCCGCCCACUCUAGGGGUGGCCGCCAGACCCCCCGCAACCGUGGCAUGUUCAUGAAGCCAGGCACUCUCUAUGUGUACAUCAUCUAUGGCAUGUACUUCUGCAUGAAUGUCUCUAGUCAGGGGGAUGGAGCAUGUGUCCUGUUGAGAGCACUGGAACCCCUGGAGGGCCAGGAGACCAUGCGGAAGCUUCGCAUGACCCACCGGAAGAGCAUUGCCAGCCGGGCCCUCAAAGACCGUGAGCUUUGCAGUGGGCCUUCCAAGUUGUGCCAGGCCCUGGCUAUUGAUAAGAGCUUCGAUCAGCAGGAUCUUGCCAAGGAUGAGGCUGUGUGGCUGGAGCACAGCCCCCCAGCACUCAGUGAGCCAGCUGUGGUGGCGGCAGCUCGAGUGGGCAUUGGCCAUGCUGGAGAGUGGACCCAGAAACCACUACGCUUUUAUGUCAGGGGCAGUCCCUGGGUCAGUGUGGUAGACAAAGCAGCCGAGAGAGAGACACAGGCCUGAGCCAGGAGCUACUCAGACAGAUUUUUUUUUUUUUUUUGGGCAGGGGUGGGGGGCUCACACCCAGCAACAGUCAUGGCUUACUUCUGGCUCUGUGCUCAGGAAUUACUCCUGGUGGUGAUAUGGGAUGCCAGGGAUUGAACCCAGGUCAGCCACACACAAGGCAAAUACUCGACCUUACGUACUACCUCUAUGGCCCUUAAGAUGGACUUCUUAACUGUUUUGUGCUAAAUAAAUGCUUUAAUUAUAGAA
Molecule: messenger RNA, 1613 nt
Organism: Sorex araneus (European shrew)
Lineage: Eukaryota; Metazoa; Chordata; Mammalia; Eulipotyphla; Soricidae
Gene: MPG
Product: N-methylpurine DNA glycosylase
Exons: 4
Coding region: 525-1364 (279 amino acids)
Biological process (GO): base-excision repair
Molecular function (GO): alkylbase DNA N-glycosylase activity; DNA binding
Source: RefSeq, a predicted model, not a curated record